This is a messenger RNA of Branchiostoma floridae (Florida lancelet), 2541 nucleotides long. Its product is annotated as short-chain specific acyl-CoA dehydrogenase, mitochondrial-like. The transcript is spliced from 10 exons. Bases 88 to 1323 code for a protein of 411 amino acids. The record is from RefSeq and is a predicted model, not a curated record. Gene Ontology annotation, cellular component: mitochondrion. Gene Ontology annotation, biological process: fatty acid beta-oxidation using acyl-CoA dehydrogenase; butyrate catabolic process. NCBI's taxonomy places the organism in Eukaryota, Metazoa, Chordata, Leptocardii, Amphioxiformes, Branchiostomatidae. Gene Ontology annotation, molecular function: flavin adenine dinucleotide binding.
AUAACCGGUGAGUUACUCUAGCGGAAAGUUAGUGAACUGCAACCAGGUCAAGGGUCGUGUCCUUUCGUAAGACUUUACAGUUCCAAGAUGGCGGCUUUGAUCAGGACUGUCAGCCGGCUUUCCAGGACAAACAGAGGAUGGACCCGGGGCGUGGCCAGUCUUGCUGACCUACCAGAGACACACGACAUGCUGAGGAAAACGUGUCGGGACUUCGCCGACAACGAACUGAAGCCGAUCGCAGGAGACUUGGAUAAGGAGCACAGAUUCCCGACAGAACAGGUAAAGAUGAUGGGAGACUUAGGCCUGAUGGCCAUCGAUGUGCCAGACUCACAGGGAGGGACAGGGCUGGACUACCUGGCCUACGCUGUAGCGCUGGAGGAAAUCAGUAGGGGGUGUGCUUCCACAGGCUGCAUCAUGAGUGUCAACAAUUCCCUUUACCUAGGUCCUGUCAAAAACUGGUCCACAGAACAGCAGCAGGAGACCUUCAUGCAUGAAGACUUCCUCAAUGGCAGUAAAGUCGGCUGCUUCGCCCUGAGUGAACCCGGUAACGGCAGCGAUGCGGGGGCGGCCUCCACCGUAGCCAGACUGGAGGGUGACCACUGGGUCCUGAACGGUACCAAGGCCUGGAUCACCAACAGUUACGAAGCCUCGGCCACAGUCGUGUUCGCCACCACUGACAAGGGCCUGAAACACAAGGGCAUCAGUGCAUUCCUGGUUCCCAUGCCGACAGAAGGACUGACUCUGGGUAAGAAGGAGGACAAACUGGGCAUCCGUGCCACCAGCACAGCGUACCUCAUCUUUGAAGACUGCAAGAUUCCAAAAGAAAAUCUCCUGGGGCAGCCAGGGAUGGGCUUCAAAAUCGCCAUGCAAACCCUGGAUGCAGGUAGGAUUGGUAUCGCAUCGCAGGGUCUGGGUAUCGCACAAGCUGCCCUGGAGCUGGCUGUGGACUAUGCCAUGAAGAGGGAGGCGUUCGGAUCUCCUAUUGCCAAAAUGCAGUCGGUCCAGAACAAGCUGGCAGACAUGCACAUAAGUGUGGAGAGUGCACGACUGCUCACGUGGAAGGCUGCUGCGUACAAGGAUGCAGGCAAGAACUACAUCAAGGAAGCUGCUAUGGCCAAACUAGCUGCAUCAGAAGCUGCUACAUUCUGUGCACAUCAGUGCAUACAGGUACUAGGAGGGAUGGGUUACGUGACGGAUAUGCCGGCGGAAAGGUACUACCGAGAUGCGCGCAUCACUGAGAUCUACGAGGGUACGAGCGAGGUCCAGAGGCUGGUCAUCGCGGGAAGACUUCUGAAAGAAUAUGCUGACAUCACCAGUUGGUGACCUCACAGUGACCUCCAACAAUCGUCCUCUGGAUCAUCAAAAAAAUUGGACUUUUCAACUGACCCACCAGGGUUCUAGCCAGCAGAAAUUUGCCUCUGGGGACGGACAAAAAUUUUGCCAAUUCUAUCCUCUGCGACAGACAAAAAACAGCAUGUAAAGAUAUUAAAUGAACAAAGCUCAGUCUACCAGCAAAAUAGGCCCCUUAUAAUGAAGGAAAUAGCAUUUCAGAAGGUCAAGAUUUAAAAUUUUCCAGGGGGAGCAUGCCCCCGGAACCCCAUGGGAUUGUCACACCUUCGACAGGAUUUCUAUUUAAAAUCCACCGGGUGAUGGAAAAAAAUUCAAGCUGGCUAGAACACAGUGAUCCUCUCCAUUCUUUGUCAUGGAAUGAGCAGUCCACUGCUUCUGUAACAUUAUGUUAUGCAGAUAAAACACGUUAUUUGGUGAGCAGGGGAUCAUAAGAAAGUCUAUGGUGGCCUACCUUAAUUUGGUAAAGGAGACUUGAGUGUCCAGGUGACUGUACUGGUACAUGACUGUAUGUGUUGUGAAACUUCUGACUGAGGUUGUUAAACUUAGGCUUUUGUGUUCAAGGAAUGUAGUCUAACAUAACAUGAUGUCACAAAGGUUGUAGAUUGCACAUUCCUUGACAAAGACUGGAUUAGUCAGUUGAAAAUUCCCAUAUUUUUGUGUUGAAAGUUAUUUUUCAACUUUGAUCUAGGCUUUAGCUUUUAUCAACACAAAUGAACUUCCAACUCUUCAAGCACAGUUUACAUUGUACAAUUGAGAAGCCAUUGAUGUGAACUUAUUGUAGAGAAAUAUACUAGUUAUAGAUAUGUUUUGCAUAAUAUUAUCUGAUCUCGGGUAAAAAUGUCUUGAUGUGAAAUUUGUCAGAUGUGGAUGUCUGUGAAAUGUAUAAACAGGGUUUCCAAAGAAUGUAUCAUUCUAUAUGUACAGUUAACAUGUGCUAGGCUGCUAGCCUAUGUAGCUAUAGACCCAUUUCCACUACGAUUCUGAUAUUGAGUUUUUGCGAUCACUGUAUUUGAUUGUAAGUAAGGCCAUGUUGAUUUGAUUAUAUGGAACAAAAUCCUUGGGAACUAUUUCGUGGCUUCCAGAACUAUUUUGUGACUUCAUUGUGAAAUCCAAGCUGCCAGGAAGGUUGAAAACAAAUGACUAGAAACACAGAGUAUGGUAUACACAACAAUACAGUCUUCAUUUUUGUUC